AUGGCAGCCGCAACUCCGUCCAGACCACCAAUCGCUUCCCCAAUGCCGUCCAUAUCAACAUCUGCUUCAAGUUCUCUGGCACCUUCAAGCGACCAGCCAGGUGGUCGUGUUAUAAUCGCAAUGGCAGUCAUCAUAUUUGGCUUUUGGAAUGUCCCCGUUGUCCGUAACUGCAUCAAUCCUCUCAAACUAUUCACGAUCGGAUGGCACGAACUGUGUCACAUAGCAGCAGCAAUACUUUCUGGUGGUCGAAUAUUAAAAAUCACCAUUGAUCCGCAUGUUGGCGGUGCUACAAUCGUCGAAGGUGGCAGUCCAGGCUUCACCUUAUCAGCAGGCUACAUAGGUUCCACACUGCUUGGGGGCGCUUUCAUUCUUGCAGGAUGGGAUACGUUGGUCGCCAAGAUUUUGAGUUUUGUCUUGGGUGUUGGUUUGGUGCUGCCACUGGUACUGGUUCGAGAUAAACUCACAAUAGUAUUAACGAUUUUUUAUGAAGGUCUAUUGAUUGGCUUUUGGUUUGUUGACCAUGGCCAAGCGUUACGCUGGUAUUGCCUAUUCGUUGGCGUAAUGAACAUCCUCUUCGUUAUUUGGGAUGUUGCUGAUGACCGAUUCUUCCACAAAACAAAUGAUUCCGAUGCCACACAAUUCUCUAUCCUCUACCCAAGCAUUGGGGCUCAUAUAUGGGCAACAUUUUGGAUUCUAUUUCAGCUCGGUUUUCUCGCAGGCUUUGCCAUAUUGGGCAUCUAUGCAUUCAAGUUAACAAACGAGCAGAUGGAUGCUCAGGCAGGUAAGGUGCAAUAUAACUGGAUAGACGGGACGCCAAUGAUAUGUUUACUCCCAAGCGCUGUUCCUGCCUACAUGACAAGGCCCCCAGCACCGAAAAACUCGCUGAGCUUUAUGCACUCUGAAACUGCAUAA
This is a messenger RNA of Laccaria bicolor S238N-H82, 912 nucleotides long. RefSeq lists its product as uncharacterized. The transcript has 11 exons. Bases 1 to 912 code for a protein of 303 amino acids. Lineage: Eukaryota; Fungi; Basidiomycota; Agaricomycetes; Agaricales; Hydnangiaceae. The record is from RefSeq and is a predicted model, not a curated record.